Messenger RNA from Lycium barbarum (goji berry), 1407 nucleotides. RefSeq lists its product as uncharacterized. Lineage: Eukaryota; Viridiplantae; Streptophyta; Magnoliopsida; Solanales; Solanaceae. The record is from RefSeq and is a predicted model, not a curated record. The coding region runs from base 605 to 1237 and encodes 210 amino acids. The transcript has a single exon.
UUGAAAAAAGUCUUCUCCUAUUCUCCCUCUUCUUCCUUUUAUAUAUCUUACUCUUUUAUCCAUCUUUUCUCUCACAGCACAUUCAAAAUUUAUUUGCUAGGCAAAAGACUUUGUCUUCAAAAAAGCCUUCUCCCUUCUACAUUCGAAGUUAUUGAAAUACCAACAAUAUUUUCUAUGAAAAAAGAAUUCGAGCAAAUUUGUAUUCCUUUCCGGUAGAACAUUUUCCGAAAUAGGAAAAACUACAAGCUAAGCACCAUUAGCUAAGCCUCACUUUUGCAAGACCUUGGCAUUCUCGCUUUUGUUAUUGAUAAUUAUUAGCGAUACGAGUGUAGCAAGAAAAGAGACUAUAGGUGAGACAAUACUCAUACAUAACUGCUACUUCUGGGAGACAUCUAAUCGCACGUCGAAUCAGUGGCUGAUCCAGUAAUCACAUGCAGGUUUACGGGUUCGGCAAAACCUAGCUAGUGCUACAAACCUUUUUAAUAUCUAUACACUCGAAAACUUAUAAAUACAGUUAGAUAUAUAUUUCGGAAACCACAUAGCCCUCUCAAUUCAAAAGCCACAACGUCUAAAUUCUGAAUUCUGCCUCUCGUGUUGAUUGACUAUGUCUCUGCAACCUCAUGAUAAUCAACAAACCCUUAUAGACGAUGAAAAACAUGUUGUAAAUUCUACAGAGAGAUUUUCCUAUCAUGAUCCACCUGAAUCUUUUUGCCUCUCUAAAGAUUCAGAACGAGAUUGGUUUGAUCAAAAUGCAGCCAUGCAAAGAAAAACCUCAAUGAAAUUUGCAUUUUCAGGCAAAGCCAAUAAUAAAAAUUCCAAGAUUUUAUCUCACAAUUCUGUCUCAUCUUUAAACCAACAAAAUCGAAAUCCGUCACUUUUUUCCAUUCCCAAGACUAGAAAAUCUUUCUCGGCUGAUGGACAUCCACGUGUCAACAAGGCAGCGAAACCAAAAUCCCGGUUCACUAGAAGCCGGUCUGAACCGGGGAAAAAGAUGUUGAGGCAGGUGUCUGAACCGGGUUCACCAAAAGUGUCAUGCACAGGUAGGGUCCGCCGGUCCAAGUCAAAGAAAGAUACUAGUAGGACAAUAAGAACCGGGUUUUGGAAAAAGGUUAGAGCGGUUCUUAAAAUCCGGUCCGAAGAAAAAGGAGUGGCUGGUGUACGAACUGCUGAACCGGACCUGUCCGUGUCCGGUUCAGUAGUUCUGAAGCGAUCUACGACUCGUCGAUGGUCAGAGUAAUAAAUUGACUUGUUUUUGGCAUGUUGAAAUUUUUUAUGAUAAGAGAUUAUCUAUAUGUUUGAAAAAUAUUUAGUUGAACUUUUUUAAGUUUUUGGAGUUUGGCUUGUUAUGCUACUUAGUGUUUUGUUGUUAAUCAUAUAAAAGAUGCUUAUUCUCUUAGUAGGUGAAGG